UUGAUACUUGAUCCGCCAGCAGUAAAGACACACCGCUGGUGGUGAGACUCUGGAGCUAAACUGCGCUCAGAAGCACAAUGAGAAGUCGCAGUAAUUCUGGAGUCAAACUCGACAAUUAUGCCAGAACUUUACAACAGACGAUCCUCUGUCAGCAGGAUCCGGUGACAGGUUUACUCCCGGGAGAUGAGAAGUUACCUCACGCCUGGGUUCGAGACAACGUGUACUGCAUCUUGUCAGUGUGGGCUCUGAGUUUGGCCUACAGGAAGAACGCAGACAGAGAUGAAGACAAAGCCAAAGCCUAUGAACUGGAGCAGAGCGUGGUCAAGCUCAUGCGAGGAUUACUGCAGUGCAUGAUCAGACAGCUUGAUAAGGUGGAGAAGUUCAAGUACAGCAAAAGCACUAAAGACUGCCUUCAUGCCAAGUACCAUACCGGCACAUGUGCCACUGUAGUCGGUGAUCAGGAAUGGGGUCAUCUACAGGUGGACGCUACAUCCAUCUUUCUGCUCUUCCUGGGCCAAAUGACAGCAUCAGGGCUGAAUAUCGUCUAUACUCGUGAUGAAGUCGAUGUUGUCCAGAAUCUGAUUUUUUACAUCGAAUCUGCAUACAAAGUAGCGGAUUUUGGAAUGUGGGAACGAGGAGACAAGACCAACAAAGGGAUCCCUGAGAUAAAUGCCAGCUCUAUCGGGAUGGCAAAGGCAGCUUUGGAGGCCUUGGACGGACUGAACCUGUUUGGUGCCAAAGGAGGCCCAGAGUCCGUUGUUCACGCUUUAGCUGACGACAUUCAGCACUGCAAUUCUAUUCUCAACUCCAUGCUGCCGAGGGCAUCAACAUCUAAAGAGGUGGACGCUGGAGUUCUCUCCAUCAUCUCUUAUCCAGCGUUCGCAGUUGAAGACAUUGAUGUUGUUAAUAUCACCAAAGAAGAAAUCAUUUCAAAGCUUCAGGGCAGAUACGGAUGCUGUCGCUUUCUUCGAGAUGGACACAAAACUCCCAGGGAGGAUCCCAAUCGACUGCACUACGAGUCAUCAGAGCUGAAGCUCUUCGAAAACAUAGAGUGCGAAUGGCCGCUGUUCUGGACAUACCUCAUCCUGGAUGGCAUUUUUAUCAAGAGUCCAGAACAGGUCCAGGAGUACAGAGAGGCUUUGGACGGCAUUCUCAUCAGGGGAAAGAAUGGAUUACGAUUGGUCCCUGAACUAUAUAGUGUUCCUCUGGAUAAGGUUGAUGAGGAGUAUGUAAAUCCUCACACCGUGGAGAGAGCGCCAGUGGGCAAGUGUCCACUGAAAUGGGGCCAGUCUCUGUACAUAUUGGGUAACCUGCUGGCAGAGGGUUUUUUAGCACCUGGAGAAAUCGAUCCUCUCAACAGGCGCCUCUCCACUAUCCCUAAACCUGAUGUGGUGGUUCAAGUGUCAAUCCUGGCAGAAAACGAUGAGAUUAAACAUCUCCUGCAGGGCCAUGGCAUUGACUCUGAAACCCUGGAGGACAUUCACCCAAUCCGAGUUCAGCCCUCUAGAGUCCUCAGCCACAUCUAUGCCAGACUAGGGCGAAACCAAAGGCUGGGACUGACUGGACGACCGUAUAGGCGAAUUGGUGUGUUGGGAACGUCUAAAUUCUACAUUAUUCGCGACACCAUCUUUACCUUCACACCUCAAUUUGUUGACCAUCAAGAGUUUUAUCUGGCCCUGGACAAUCACAUGAUCGUGGAGAUGCUGCGUGUCGACCUCUCCUACCUGUGCUCUCACUGGAGGAUGACAGGACGACCCACUGUCACCUUCCCCAUUUCACACGGCAUGCUCAGCGAUGAUUACAAACAAGUUAAUCCUACGGUUUUGGCAACCCUCAAAAAAUUACAAGAUGGUUAUUUUGGAGGAGCAAGGGUUAAGACUGGAAAACUGACUGAUUUUCUUGACACCUCCUGUUGUGCUCAUCUUACUUUUAUGGACUGUGAAGUGGAUGACCUGGCUGUUUAUCUGGACCAGCUGCUGGCAGUUCCUCAACAGCAUCCCAUUAGUGCCACUAAAGGAGGCCUGAGCCGCUUCAGGGCAGCAGCCAGAAAGGUUCGAGAGAUGGUGUCUCUAGUGCACAAAGCCAGAGAGCUCAAUAUACACAAUGUGCAUAUGUACCUUCCAACUAAACUCUUCCAUUCUCCGGCACCAGACCUUAAUCUGCUGGUUGACAAAGAGAAGGUGCCUGAGACGCAGACUCCUCCGUGUCUGAGUCUGCCCAGAGACGUCAAUGGCGGGAUCGAUUACUCAGCUCUCGUGCAGAUGCUGAAGCAGAAUCUGAACCUGCAAGACAAGGCUGAUAUCCUCUACAUCCUUUUCAAAGACAAGGGAAUAGACUGGGACACCAAGCUACACGGGAUAGGUUGGCCUGUAAGACGACUGCUGAGUGAUUUGUAUGAAAAAGCAGGAAGCCUGAAGCACUGGGGCCUCAUCCGGAUGAUCUGCGGGAUGCUGCGCAAGAAAGUGGAAGAGCUGGAUGCUGCUUGCUCAUACUUAUUAAUCCAUCAGAAACAUCUAACAGUCGGCCUUCCUCCUGAACCAAGAGAGAAAACUAUUUCAGCGCCGAUGCCUCCAGAUAAGCUGGCGAGGCUGAUCGAUGAUGCCAGUGAGAACAACCUCACCAUCGCCAUCCUCACUCAGGAGAUCAUGGUGUUUCUGGGUAUGAUCAUUCGCACCCAGCCCAAGAUCUUUAGCGAAAUGUUUCGUCUGCGCAUUGGUCUCAUUCUUCAGGUCAUGGUGACUGAACUGGCCCAGUCUCUCCAAUGUUCAGGUGAGGAGGCUACAGAGAAUUUGAUGAACAUGAGCCCAUUUGAGAUGAAGAACCUGCUGCUUAAUAUUCUCAGUGGCAAAGAGUUUGGAGUUCAAAAAAGCGUUCGUUCAGUAGGUAAUGCGACCACCUCAGAGGUCAAUAUCCAAGACAAGAGCAAGUCCAGCUCCACCAAAACCGAAGUGAAAGUAUCAAGUAAACAGGCUGAUAAUAUCAAACUGGCUGUGUCAGUCCACUCGCUGGAUAUUGGAAAGAUUGAAUCAGGGAGAUACAGACUUCCAUCUAUCGAGUCAUUUCAGGGCUCAUUAGGAGCCACACUGGUGGGUGACAGCAGACACGGCCAGUGGCUUCGGCGCAGACGUCUGGAUGGAGCGCUAAACAGAGUGCCGGUCGGUUUCUAUCAGAAUGUCUGGAAGAUUCUGCAGAAGUGCCACGGUCUGUCCAUUGAGGGCUUUGUGCUUCCAUCUUCAACCACAAGAGAGAUGACUCCUGGAGAAAUAAAGUUUGCUGUGCAUGUGGAGUCCGUGCUAAACCGUGUUGCUCAACCCGAGUACCGUCAGCUGCUGGUGGAGGCCAUCCUGGUGCUGACCAUGUUGGCGGAGGUGGACAUCCAGAGCGUGGGUGGUGUCAUUCAGGUGGAGAGGAUCGUUCAGAUGGCCAGUGACCUGUUUUACAAUGAUCAGAAAGAGCUGGGAGCUGAAGAAAAUCUCCUUGAGAAGGAUCACAUGACUGGAAUCUGCAGGUUGAUCUACGACAGCGCCCCCAGCGGCCGCUUUGGGAGCAUGACGUACCUCUCCAAAGCAGUGGCCAGCUAUGUUGAAGACUUUCUUCCCAGUGGAGCCUGUGCCCUUCAGUGAGGCUCCAAACUCAAAUGUUUCUGUAGAUAUUUGUGUUAGAAAAUAUGGAGUGGAAAUGACUUUUUUUGUCAUUGCAAAUAAGGUAAAAAGUGCAGUUUUAUUUCACUGCAUUUGAAAAAUAAGCUAAAGAAGUCCUGCUACAAAUGUACCAUUGGAUGUAGAGUUGCCAAAAGGUUUUAGCAUUAGCGAAUUAGCCAGAAAGUAUCUUUCUUUAUUGCUAGUCGUAUUCUAAUAGUUUUCAUUUAAGCUUCAUUUGAAAAGUGUUUAGUUUGUCGGUUUGCAGUCAGAAUAGGCUUUAUCCCAACUGCAAUCUUUUUUGAGUGAUACUGUGUUUGUAGGUCAAUGUAGAUGUUAACAUCACCCUGGUUCACUCAAAAAACAACUAUUUUUUUGCAUUAUCUAAAAAAUAGCAAACGUUUUUGUUCCUAAUACCAAAUCACACUGUCAGAAGCUGACAAACAUGCAAAAGCACCAGUAGGCCAUUUCUUAGUAACUGAAUUUUGUAACUGCGCUAAGUUCCCUCGUUUGCACUGACAUUUGUUUGAAACACCACCCUACAGACACAAGACGUCAACAUGACAUCAGAUUGAUGUUGUACUCCAGUGUCAUGGAGUAGCAUUUUGCUAGGAAAUAAAAUCGUGUUGACAUCAGAACCCCACAUCAGGCCAACCUCUAUCACCAACCUAAAAUCAAUCAAAUAUGAAUGUCAUUUGUAGUUGUUAUUGGACAUCAAAACACCGUUGUCCUUAGACGCUGGCUAGUCAUUGAAUUUUGGUCACUUGACAUCAUGACCCAAAUCUAACCUAAUAAUAAAGUCUUAUUAUGUGUGCCCGCUGGGCUGCGUGUUCAUGUAAUAUUUUCCUUAAAUUAAGAAAACACACAGGAUACACUCUCUGCCAUCUUAAACAAUAAACCACACAAGCACACAAGAAUCAGCUGGCGAAAUAACCUCUGACGGAACAACAGAGCCCUGCUAACCCUGACAUGACAAAACCUGAACAAGUGUUUGUUGCUGUCUGUCAUCAUUGUCAAUCUAUAGAGUGUUUUCACUUUUCAAUUUCAUCAGUUACCCAUGCAUGGCCAUUUUGGAGAUACUCGGAUGUCAGCAACAGAAACGAUUGCAAGGUAUUCUACUAUUAAAUACACUGUUCUGCUUAUUUAUGCUGUCUGAAACAUGGAAAAAUGUGUCAGCUGCUAAAUUUAAUGUGUAAUAUUUCAACAAACUGGGUGUAAUAAGCUCUAUUCUGCUUGAAUUUUUGUAACUUUUGGCGCUCUUUAGUACUUGAAAUGUCUUUUUCGUCUGAUCAAUUAGUACAGGCCAAAAUAUUACAUUUAAUGAUUAUAUUGAAGAGCAUUAAUCAGCAAAAUGUGCAAGUUUCUUUCUGUUUAGUGGUAUGGUUUACAUUCUGCUCUCCAACAUGGCUGGCUGAUGACACUACGAAAAAACUACAUAAUAGCAUGCCUUAAGUGUUUAAAUUACUAAUCUUCCUCCAGCUUUCAAAAACAUUGAAAGAUUGAGCUUACAAGCAGCAAGAUUUAUAAGUGAACUAGAUAGUAGGCUAUGAGUUUGACAUGAUGAUAUGUAAUAUAAUCUCUAAGCCCUCUGUUGCCCCAUUUAGCCACAAGAAUAAAACAAAUCUCAACUUUG
Messenger RNA from Danio rerio (zebrafish), 5271 nucleotides. The record is from RefSeq and is a predicted model, not a curated record. NCBI's taxonomy places the organism in Eukaryota, Metazoa, Chordata, Actinopteri, Cypriniformes, Danionidae.